Molecule: messenger RNA, 1221 nt
Organism: Aspergillus novofumigatus IBT 16806
Lineage: Eukaryota; Fungi; Ascomycota; Eurotiomycetes; Eurotiales; Aspergillaceae
Product: Yae1 family protein
Exons: 1
Coding region: 159-800 (213 amino acids)
Source: RefSeq, a predicted model, not a curated record
UCUAAUUUCAGCAAGAAUACUUCCUCAGAAUCCGACUCGCCGUGCAAUUUAUCGCGAUAUCUCAAAAAUAUAGAAAGUCUACAUCUUACCUUAGUCAAGACCAAACGAUCCGCACAUAAGCAGAAUCACAAAUCCGAUCUCCCCGCAUUCUCCUGAUCAUGACCUCACCACAAGGCAAUUCCCUCGACGACAUCUUCGGCUCGUCCCCACCCCACGAGAACGAAAAAAUCUCCCAACAACCACCAACCCAAGCUGCCGAGCCUUCAGACCUACCCUCUCUCCGCCGUCAACACGUCACAGCCGGCUACCGCGAUGGCGUCUCCGCCGCAAAAGGCGAACACGUCCAGCACGGCUUCGACGCCGGCUUCCCAGUCGGCGCACAGCUAGGCAUGAGAGCAGGGACGGUGAUCGGGAUCAUCGAAGGCUUACUGCGCGGCUUUGAGAGUCGCACUACGUCCAGAGCAGUAAAGAAACCGCUUCAGGGCAAGGAAAAAGCGCAGGGGACCGAGGCAGACGAAGCAGACGCAGCGCGGCAGGCGAAGAGGGAGCAGCUGCUCAGAUUGUACCAGAAGGCCGUGAAGGAGCUGGAAGUCCGGUCCGUAUUUGCCGGGAGCGAGGAGGAGAGCAUGCGAGACAACGAGGGGCAGGAGAAACCGGAGGUUGUCCUGCGUCGGAAAGGAGACGCCGUCAUUUCACAGUGGGAGGACCAGGUCAGGGUGGCGCAUUGGGAGGAGAAUAUGGCCGCCCUGGAGCCAAACGAGGACGAGCAGGGCGCGCUGACACCUACCGAGCAGAUAUGAGGUUGCUGCUGUUGUUAUUAUUCAACUCGACGCCCAUUUCCAUCACUUACUGUGGACCGGACCAGGCUCUUGCGUGCUGCUGCAGGCUCCGUGCUAUCCACGGUUUCGCACACACCGAGCUACCGGCGACGCAGCACCUGCUGUGAUCGACCCUGCAGCGAUGGCGGCUGCAAAGCCUGCAGCCUGCAGAUCCAGUGUCCCUAGAGAACUGAAACCGAUCGACCGGUCCGCAUCGGCAGCGCAAGGCUUUUUAUGAGUAUUGCAGCGGAUGUCCAUUCCAAUGCAUAAGCAGGUGGGAUCUCAGCACUAUUCCCGCCCCCAUGAAGGAACGUGGAGCAGCGACGCUUGAGAUCAGUCAGACGCACACGCUAAGCUAAGCUCGUGAGAGACAGUCACAUAGAGAAGCUAGACUAUUACUCCG